AAUACGCGAGUUAUGAGGUAGCUAGCACCUGCUCGGGGUACAUUUAGUUCAAGUUUUACUUCCCCUCAUCAAAAUCCCAAAUUCCCCCAUGAUCCCGAACACCUAGGCUUGUUAAGUACUUCGAUUACCCCACAUCAACUUCCCGAACGACGCAAUACCCCUGCUUUAACUUGGAUAACCUGACCCUGAAGCUUCCCAACAUGGGCGUUGUUCCUGUCGAUUUGAGAAUGCGCAACUUCACAUUCUCCUUUGCACACUACGAUAUCCAAUUGCACUCCUCCCCAACUUGAUUAUUAGCAGUAAAAUCUUGCUUCAAUACAUCUUCUGGUUUCACAUUAGACAUGCUCACAUAACUAGGCGUUAUAUAUGACUUGGUGUAGCUUACGUCCUUAGCCGACUCAACGAUUACUCCAAUCCUACUUCUCGCUUUUGGACAAUCCAAGAACCUAUCUUACUAGGCCUCGCAAUUCAAAUUAUACGAAAUACAUAGCGCUUCAUUACCAUACUCGCGUUAUCAAGUAGUCUACUAAUUUGGUGUUCGGUAAACCCUCAUCAUGUUUGUGCUACCGCCUCCGCCUAGGUAUCCUACGCAGGCAGCGUAUAAUGCCGCUGUUGCUGCCGGCCAUGCCACGCCCAUGAUCGAGACGAAUAAUAUCUUAUCCAACCCCGAAGACCAAUUCAUAGCUGGAGAGGGAACAUAUGUGCUUAAAGAAGAUCUUCUUCUUGCGACACCACCACCCCACCCGUCGGAAGCCCCAGUUGUUAACCCCAACCCGUUAGCGACGACGCCACAACCAGCUACAACCGGAACCAAGAUCUCUCUCCUCAGUCUAGAAUCUCGAACGCCACCUCCAGCUCUCUUUAAGCUAACCCCGACGACAACUACAUUAUCGCCGAGCAUCGCUGAACACCCGAGCGAAGGACGCUAUUCCAACGAUGCGAAGCUAAGUAGUGAUGGUGAGGGAAGGGGCACAUCUAUGAGCGAAGGAGGGCCGUCGACAUCAGCUACUGCAAUUUCGGCGCCAGCGUUCGGUGACGGCAAUGCUUUACUCGUGCCGGAGAGGACUAAGGACCCCAAUAAGCGACGCAAACCCAAGAAUAACAUGACUAAGAGUAAUUCGUCCUUCAUCUCGCGGGUUAUCAUUAAUGAGGCUUUCUCGAAGAAGCUGGCUGACCGGCAAAGCGAUGGGUUAUUUGCUUUUGCCAACAUCAACCGGGCUUUUCAGUGGCUCGAUCUGUCGUCUCCCACGAAGGCCGAUUACCUAACUAAGAUUUUAUUCACAAAGGCGCAUUGCCUAAGUCAUGAUGUUAACUUAGUUACGAAGAAUUCGAGCCACAUUGAUAUCAUCAUGGGCUUUUCAACAGGCGAGAUCAUAUGGUGGGAGCCUAUGUCUCAGCGAUAUACAAGAUUGAAUAAGAAUGGUGUUAUCAAUAAGACGCCGGUCUCUCAAAUCCGUUGGAUCCCCGGAGCAGAAAAUCUAUUCCUCGCGGCGCAUAUGGAUGGAUCCUUGGUCGUCUAUGACAAAGAGAAAGAAGAUGCGAUCUUUAACCCCGACGAGGAGGAGACCAAGUCUAAUGGGGAGGUCUCAACUCCUAAAGUUGUGAAUCAUUACAAAGCGAUCAAUGUGUUGAAGUCGGUACACUCCAAGAACCAGAAGAACAACCCUGUAGCCGUUUGGAAAUUGUCAAAUCAGCGGAUUAAUGCCUUCGAAUUUUCUCCUGAUAACCGCCACCUCGCGGUUGUAUCGGAGGAUGGCACAAUGCGUAUCAUUGACUAUCUCAAGGAAGAGCUUCUUGGGCUAUACAAUUCGUAUUAUGGCGGGUUUACUUGCGUAUGUUGGUCGCCGGAUGGAAAGUAUGUUCUGACUGGAGGGCAAGACGACCUGAUCUCGAUCUGGUGUCCCUCGGAAACGUCACUCAUAGCGCGAUGUCAAGGUCAUCAGUCAUGGGUUACAUCUGUUGCGUUCGAUCCUUGGAGAUGCGAUGAGCGAAACUACCGCUUUGGUAGCGUCGGUGAAGACUGCCGGUUAUGCCUUUGGGAUUUUAACGUCGGGAUGUUGCACAAACCGAAGGCAACUGCGAGCCGGCAGCGCGGUUCUAUCUCUUCUCGACUCCCUAUAUUACAGCGUGCUGAGACUCAAGGCACAUCGACUAGUAGGUUGCGGUCGGAUUCUGUUGUCUCAGGAGUAGACACGGCGGAAAAUACGAUUGAUCAUCCCGUUCAGCCGCGAUCAAGAACCGCAAUACUUCCACCCGUGUUGACUAAGCUAGCGGACAAGCAUCCAUUAAGCUGGAUUGAGUUCACCGAAGAGGCUAUCAUGACGAGCUGUAAGACGGGUCACAUCAGAACUUGGAGUCGGCCAGCGGACUCGAUAGCUCAAGCAGAAUUGUGAUAUGACAAGAGAAUAUUACUACUGUGGUAAGCUCCGCUUGAAAGCAGAACCUAGCUAAUAUUUGGCAUCUGUAUUCGUUUAAUCGAACGAUUGCAAGUGGCCGCUUCGAAGCGGGAACGCGCAUUGCUGUUAGUCACAAACGAGCGCGAUUUUGUAUUAUCAAGGAAAAAAAACUUCAAGCUGCAUAUGGGGCGAUGUUACGAUAGGAGCCACCAACAAAACGUCAAAAUCUGCAUCCUGCCGUCUCCCGCCCGGAAGAUUCGCCCGGUGGCUUUUCGGUGUUAGUGUGGGACCCCGGCAGUUUUCAAACAAUAAGUGGAUAGGAGAUUAAGGUAGUCAGGUCAAGUCUGCUACUUCAUAUGUAUGAUACGCAUGAAAUCGGCGGCGAAGUUUUGAUUUUCGCGAAGAGGAAGGGAAAGGAAAUGAAAGAGAAAAAAAAAAGGAGGUCUGUGUUGUGACUGCUACGGUGCAGUACGACUACGAGUCGAUACGCGAGAGAUCUACGGUGUGGCGGAAUGACUAGAUCCGGAAAGCCGCUGUGCGUGUCAUUACAGAUGUUAGGAAUGCAUUUUUAUAUGAGGCUCCUACACUACGUACAUAGGUAAACAUUAUGUAUCGUAUGCAAGGAGCUCCCAACGUUUGAAGCAUGUGAAAGGCGUUUCGUUUUAUUGUCAAAUCCUUAUGUGUCUUCUUAUC
Messenger RNA from Daldinia vernicosa, 3089 nucleotides. Its product is annotated as WD40 repeat-like protein. Gene Ontology annotation, molecular function: protein binding. The record is from RefSeq and is a predicted model, not a curated record. NCBI's taxonomy places the organism in Eukaryota, Fungi, Ascomycota, Sordariomycetes, Xylariales, Hypoxylaceae. Gene Ontology annotation, cellular component: nucleus; cell division site; cell tip. Gene Ontology annotation, biological process: carbon catabolite repression of transcription. The coding region runs from base 555 to 2393 and encodes 612 amino acids. The transcript has 7 exons.